AUGUCGAACCCUGCCGAAAUAACCCCUAAGAAUAAGAUCGGGGAGAACGAUCUGGAAGUCUUGGGCAAGGUGGACUCGCUUACAAAGAUAUCUUCAACCAAUACUGUGGCUCACGACGCCGUGUUCGGUCCCAUUACCGAAGAUGGGCCAAAUUAUCGUAAUGUUGGAUGGAUUGGAACUUCAGUCUUGAUGAUGAAGACCCAAAUCGGCCUAGGUGUCUUGUCGAUCCCGGCUGCCUUCAACGUCUUAGGUCUCAUCCCCGGCGUUUUAUGCCUUCUGGCUAUAGCCAUUAUCACCACCUGGUCCAACUACAUGGUUGGUGCCUUUAAGCUAAAACACCCCGAGGUCUACGGAAUCGACGACGCGAGUAGAAUCAUGUUCGGUGUGGUUGGGCGUGAGAUUCUUUCGGCGGGAUUCUCCCUAUACCUAAUCUUUGCUGCUGGAUCUGGAAUGCUUGGCAUCUCUAUUGGCUUCAAUUCCAUCUCGACUCACGGAACUUGUACUGCCGCGUUUGUUGCUGUGGCUGCCGUCGGAGUCAUGGCCCUCGCGAGUAUCCGAACUCUUGAUCGCCUCAGUUGGAUUGCAUGGGUUGGUUUAGUCUCAAUCCUUGUCGCCAUAUUUAUCGUCACCAUUGGUGUUGGCGUCCAAGACCGCCCUGAUGACGCCCCUCCAGGUCCAUGGUCUUCAGACUAUAAACUAGUCGGCCAUCCAAGCUUUACAGCAGCUGCCUCGGCGAUUCCGAUGUUCGUGCUAUCCUACGCCGGCACGCCCUUCUUCUUCCCGAUCGUCUCCGAGAUGCGCAACCCUCGACACUAUACCAAGGCAUUGAUCCUUUGCCAAGUCGUUGUGACUAUCACGUUGAUCAAGAAGAUUGCGUAUGGUAUCGCGCUCCCGGGGUUGUUUGCUAGCUCAACUCUUGCUAUACAUCUUGUGAGCAAGCACUUCUUCAUUCGGUUUCUACGGGGCUCUCAGCAUCUCGUUGCCAACACGAUGACACAUUGGGGCACUUGGCUCAGCUGCAUUUUCACUUGUGCUACCAUCGCUUACUGUAUCGCGAGCGGAAUCCCAGUGUUUGGUCCCCUCAUUGGUUUCAUCGGAGCUCUACUCGGUACACUACAGUGUUUCCAGCCCAUGGGCUGCAUGUGGCUCUAUGACAACUGGGCUGCAGGAAAGGAGAGCGGACGGUCUACCCGGUGGGCUCUGAUGGUAUGCUGGAGUCUUUUUGUCAUCAUAUCCGGCACUUUCUUGAUGAUUGCAGGCACAUACGGCUCCGUCCUGGAAAUCAUUGCCGCGCUCAAGGCUAAGGGGGCUUCAGGUCCUUGGUCUUGCCUUGACAACUCGAAUUCUGUUUAA
This is a messenger RNA of Fusarium vanettenii 77-13-4, 1353 nucleotides long. RefSeq lists its product as uncharacterized. Lineage: Eukaryota; Fungi; Ascomycota; Sordariomycetes; Hypocreales; Nectriaceae. The record is from RefSeq and is a predicted model, not a curated record. The transcript has 6 exons. Gene Ontology annotation, molecular function: amino acid transmembrane transporter activity. Bases 1 to 1353 code for a protein of 450 amino acids. Gene Ontology annotation, cellular component: vacuolar membrane. Gene Ontology annotation, biological process: amino acid transmembrane transport.